AUUAUAGACUAGCUACUAGUCUGAUAAUAAGUUUUUUUUAUAUACUAAUGUAUUUCCUUGUCAGAUAUCUUUCAUUUAUAGAUAGCUCCCUGUUUAUAGACUGCUCCCUUUUGAAUAUCUGGCUGUAUUAUCAGACUAGUAAAAAGCGAAUUUCUCUCUUGGCUUUGAUUGACGUUUAUAACAUUUUAACUGCCCAUGCCAAAUUGAUGGAAUUCACUGAUAGCACUGCUGGUCAGUAAUUUAUUGACAUAACGGCUUAUCCACAACCCCCACUUUAUACAUAGCAGAUGUUUGAAAUGUUUCAUUCAUUCAUGAUAAAAGAAAGAUUUUUUUCUUAGAUUUUCUUAGAUUCUUGAUUGGAGUAUAAUGUUGGAUGUUUAUAAUUGGAGUAUAAUAUUUUGAUGUUUAUAAUUGGAUGUUUAUAAUUGGAGUAUAAUAUUUUGAUGUUUAUAAUUGGAGUAUAAUCUUUUUAUGUUUAUAAUGUUGCAUUUUUUGCAUUAUGGCUUCUGGAACUACACCAUCUAAAACUUAUGUGUCAAUUCAAUUUACACCGACUACUAAAAAAUUAAUUUGUUUAAUAUGUGGCAAGAAGGAAGUAAAUGAUAAGUAUCGUGUGAAAUUGUUUAAGAGUAGUAGAAAAUCAGAGGCAUGUUCAUUGAUUGAACGGCUUUUGGAUAUAUCAAUUUCUGAAGAUCAAUGUGUAAAUAGUGUAUGCCAAAACUGCUUUAGAAGCAUAUCAACUUUGAAAGUUAAACUACAAACACACAAGGAAAACUAUGAACAAACUAUUUUGAAGCUUCAAAAAACGCAUGGAAGAGUUAGUAAAAAAAGACUUCCCUUUGAGAAUGUUCAGCCGGUGACAAACACUAAAAAGCCAAACACAGAUAGUAAGGAUUCUCAAGCCUCAAAUGAAGACCUUCUGUCUCAAUGUGAUUCCGAAAAGCAGUUGCAAAAGGCUAUCAACAUUGUUGUAACAACGAUUCAACAGGAAAUGAAAUGCUUGUGUUCCAAAGAAAACAAGACAAUUCUGCGCUCAAAAACUGAGGAUGAAUUAUCAGCAUUUUCAUGGUCAUUACUUAGUGAGGAAAUGAACAAAACUGCACCAGUAUUUUGGCAAAUAUUGCAAAAAUCUGCAUACAAUCCAAGGCAGUCUCUGUUAAACAAAACAAAAACAGAAACAUAUAAUAUACCAGGGAUAGGCAGUGUAGCUUGCAAACUGGUGUCCUUAUACAAUAGAGAAUUAAAUGCUGUGCAAAGGAUGAACAGCCUUUGUCUUCUGCGAGGAGGUGCUAAGAAGUCGGCAUUCAGACGACUUAAUGCAACCAAUGAUUGUCUGGGAUACCAAUCAACACUUCUAAUGGCUGACCAAUUUGGUUUAAGGUGGGAAAGUGACUUAAAAAAGUGGGUGAAGCAAGUGGACUCUGAUCGAAAGAAAGAAGCCAGACUGCUGAACAGAAUAACCAGCCUUGAAGAAGAUUCAAUGUUCAUAGAAUUUGAUGAUCCAGUUGAGUCGGUCCACACUCUUUUUAUGGCAGAAAACCUAAAGGCUGAAAUGUCAAAUUUGAGAUCCACAAUGCACAGUGGAUAUUAUUUUGUAGGAGAUAAUGUCGACAUGAAAACCAAAGUUAGACAAAUGACUCUUACAAACCAGAACAAAGAUCAUCAUAUGUAUCAAGUAUGUGCCUACAAAAACAGAAUUUCUGGAAAUGAUCUUGAUAAUACAAAACCCAUUGAUGAUAUCGAGAAUGUAAAGUUCGAAAGAUUUCUUCCAGAUGACAGUGACAAAGUGAAGUUGAAAGAUGAACUGUCUCUUUUUAUAGCAUGGCAGUGGACACAGAGUAUACCAGUUUUUAAGCCAUAUCAAGCUGUACUGCCGAAAUACAUUAAUCAUCCGUACAUUCAGCAGACAUGCAAGAAAACAGAAAAAAUAAACAUGGGAGUUCUGAUGAAGAAUGAACAAUAUAAUGAAGAUAUGACAGACAUCUGUACUUUCGUGAACCAGUUUGUACCAGGUGAUGAUGACUCGACAGAAAAACCAGAAAAAAUCCUCAGCGGAGGUGAUUACCUGACAUUCGAACGUCAUAAACAGGCUCAAUCAGCAAAGCGAAAUGGACGUACACCUAUGAAAAGAAUGGAAGGCCUUGUGCCAAAAAUGGAAGAGUUCCAUAACCAGGCUGAGUUCUUACAGGUAAUAUGGAAAAUACUAUACUCCACUGCCUCAUCAAAGGACACUGGUACACUCUAUGCUGCAAGAAAUUCGAUCAAUGCUAAAAACGUGUCAAAGGAUCCUGCAGCAAACUACUAUGGCAGUUCAGAAUUGAUUGAUAAAUAUACAAAAGCAUAUAUAAUAUGUGCUGCACUCCAUCAUUUCGAGAUGGAUAACCUUGAGUCACACCCAAAGAAAAAUGAGUAUCUUGGCAGGAUUGGUAAUGAAGAAGAAAUGAAAAAUUUCAUUCUAAGUAAUGCAAAAGUUGUAGUGGAAACAUUUACAAAUUUGGAUUUUCCAAAAAUACCACCGACUGGGUAUCAAAGUAACAAUAUAAAGUGCCCCGACUGUGGUAAAAAAUAUCUGCAAAUAGAGUCGCUCAGAAAGCAUGAACUGGAAGUGCAUAGUCGUGAUCGUGAGGAUACCACAGUGACAAAACCAAAAGUAGGAGCAGACGAUGAUUGUGUAUUUAAUUACACAAAAGUAAGCAUGACCUUAGGCCUUUUAAAACUAAAUCAUGAUAAUGCAAUAAGGAUGGGUGACGGUGAGCGCAUAAUAAGACUGGACAAAAUUUUCUAUUUGUUCUACAAGGCUUUCAAUUGCACUAAAUAUGCAUAUGGCAUGUUGGAAACUUUGUUGCAAACUAAGGUCUUGCUGAGUGAAAGGCAUGCACAACGCCUGGUAUGGAACAGGACAGUCAAUAACGCUGGUGAAAUUGACACAAAUUUGCCAAAUGAUCUAGACAUUGAGCAUUGCAAUAAGGUGUUUAAAGAUGAAGCCCAUAGUUAUCGUGGAACUUUUACAGAAAAGGUUGUUUCUCGAGUAAGUAGGAGUGCAUUAAAAACAGAUGAAGUAUUGAAGAACUUUGACAAAAUUUCAGGUGUAGUUAGACCAUCAGGAAAACAUACACCAGGGGAUGUGGAAGAUGAUAUAUUGUCUUUAGUUGUCCAGUUUUCUGAUAGAAACUUAUUCAGUAAAAUUUCUGGAAGGAAGCACAGUGCAUUUCAGAACUUCAGCUCUGAUCAGUUGGCAUUAGAAAUGCAUGACUUUAGAGACUGGCUUUCUAGAAGUAUGAGAAAAAUAGCUAAAAAACAUUUCUAUCAAUAUUGAGAUUUAGACAUAAAUCAGAAUUAAAGAGAUAAAGCUUCUUUAAGCUGAUAAAAUCACUUUCCAGAGAUAAGUUUUCAAUAGGCAGAUGCAACUUGUAAAUACCGCUGAUAAUGCAAUUGUUGUGGGAUAUUGGGGAAGGCAAAAAUGAAAAUUAACAAUUAUUUAAUUAAACCUGUGGAUGUAUUAAGUUCUUGAAAUACAUUUCAUUUCAUUGAACAUUUUUGUUAUUGCAUGAAUUUAUUUUGUUGUUUCAUUAUUCUUUCAAGUUCAGUUUGCUAACUGUCAUUAAAAAGAUAUG
Molecule: messenger RNA, 3614 nt
Organism: Mercenaria mercenaria
Lineage: Eukaryota; Metazoa; Mollusca; Bivalvia; Venerida; Veneridae
Exons: 5
Coding region: 500-3316 (938 amino acids)
Source: RefSeq, a predicted model, not a curated record